GGUUGGUGGGCAGUAACUGAGCUAAGAUGCUGCGGAGUCUGCUGGCUUUUUGUCAGACUGCCCAGAGGACCAUAAGUACUGCUUCACGCAGGCAGUUUGAAAAUAAAGUUCCGGAGAAACAAAAGCUCUUUCAGAAGGAUAAUGGAAUUCCAGUGCAUCUAAAGUGUGGGAUAGCUGUUACCCUCCUGUAUAGAGCCAUCAUGAUUCUUACAGUUGGUGGAACAGCAUAUGCCAUAUAUCAGCUGGCUGUGGCUUCAUUUCCCAAGAAGCAGGAUUGAUUUCAGUUUAUCCUCCCAGCAAUCAGUUGGUUCAACUCCAUUCAG
Messenger RNA from Physeter macrocephalus (sperm whale), 323 nucleotides. RefSeq names its product cytochrome c oxidase subunit 7A2, mitochondrial-like. The record is from RefSeq and is a predicted model, not a curated record. The transcript has a single exon. NCBI's taxonomy places the organism in Eukaryota, Metazoa, Chordata, Mammalia, Artiodactyla, Physeteridae. The coding region runs from base 27 to 278 and encodes 83 amino acids. Gene Ontology annotation, biological process: mitochondrial respirasome assembly; mitochondrial electron transport, cytochrome c to oxygen; regulation of oxidative phosphorylation.